GGUCCCGGCAGAUCGCGCCCCUUGGCGCACGCGCCCCCUUCCCCGAGGUUCCUCCUGGGCGUUCUUUGCACAGCUCCCACCCCACCAGCUCUCCUAGUUCUUGGCGGUGGGCUACCUGGCGCCGGCCUCUUUCCUUGGAUCACUCCCUCUUCCUGAUCUGCUGGACUGUUCCCUGCCAUGGGGGCGGGAGCACUGGCUUUUCGGACCUCAGGCUGGGGUUCCCCCGAACGGCUGAUUCUUGAUGUGAAUGUCCAGGCAGCAGCAGCGUCCAUGGAGCAAAAGGAAUGCCAGGACCCUGUGCAUCCAGGCAGGGACCAGCGUCAGCACCAACAGCCAGCACAAAGAUAGCAGAGCCACCUCAGGGUUAAACCAUGAUUCCGGUGACAGAGCUCCGCUACUUUGCGGACACACAGCCAGCAUACCGGAUCCUGAAGCCAUGGUGGGACGUGUUCACUGACUACAUCUCCAUUGUCAUGCUGAUGAUUGCUGUCUUUGGGGGGACGCUGCAAGUCACCCAGGACAAGAUGAUCUGCCUACCCUGUAAGUGGGUCACCAAAGACUCUUGCAACGACUCGUUCCGGGGCUGGGUGGCCUCCAGCCCAGAGCCCACUUACCCCAACUCCACAGUCCUGCCAGCUCCUGACACAGGCCCCACAGGUAUCAAGUACGACCUAGACCGCCACCAGUACAACUACGUGGACGCUGUGUGCUACGAGAACCGUCUGCACUGGUUUGCCAAGUAUUUCCCCUACCUCGUGCUCCUGCACACCCUCAUCUUCCUGGCCUGUAGCAACUUCUGGUUCAAGUUCCCACGCACCAGUUCGAAGCUAGAACACUUUGUGUCUAUCCUGCUCAAGUGCUUUGAUUCACCAUGGACCACAAGGGCCCUGUCAGAGACAGUGGUGGAGGAGAGUGACCCCAAGCCAGCCUUCAGCAAGAUGAAUGGCUCCAUGGACAAGAAGUCCUCUACGGUCAGCGAGGAUGUGGAGGCCACUGUGCCCAUGCUGCAACGAACCAAGUCCCGGAUCGAGCAGGGCAUCGUGGACCGCUCAGAGACAGGCGUGCUGGACAAGAAGGAAGGGGAGCAGGCGAAGGCACUGUUCGAGAAGGUGAAGAAGUUCCGGACCCACGUGGAGGAGGGGGACAUCGUGUACCGCCUCUACAUGCGCCAGACCAUCAUCAAGGUGAUCAAGUUUGUCCUCAUCAUCUGCUACACUGUCUACUAUGUGCACAACAUCAAGUUCGAUGUGGACUGCACCGUGGACAUCGAGAGCCUGACAGGCUACCGCACCUACCGGUGUGCCCACCCCCUGGCCACCCUCUUCAAGAUCUUGGCGUCCUUCUACAUCAGCUUGGUCAUCUUCUAUGGCCUCAUCUGCAUGUACACACUGUGGUGGAUGCUGCGGCGCUCCCUCAAGAAGUACUCGUUUGAGUCAAUCCGAGAGGAGAGCAGCUACAGUGACAUCCCGGACGUCAAGAACGACUUCGCCUUCAUGCUGCACCUCAUCGACCAGUAUGACCCCCUCUACUCAAAGCGCUUUGCCGUCUUCCUGUCUGAAGUGAGUGAAAACAAACUGCGUCAGCUGAACCUCAACAACGAGUGGACGCUGGACAAGCUGCGCCAGCGGCUCACCAAAAAUGCCCAGGACAAGCUGGAGCUGCACCUGUUUAUGCUCAGUGGCAUCCCUGACACCGUGUUUGACCUGGUCGAGUUAGAGGUCCUGAAGCUGGAACUGAUACCCGAUGUGACCAUCCCACCCAGCAUUGCCCAGCUCACAGGCCUCAAGGAGCUGUGGCUGUACCACACAGCAGCCAAGAUCGAGGCUCCCGCCCUGGCCUUCCUGCGUGAGAACCUGCGGGCGCUGCACAUCAAGUUCACUGACAUCAAGGAGAUCCCUCUGUGGAUCUACAGCCUGAAGACACUGGAGGAGCUGCACUUGACUGGCAACCUGAGUGCGGAGAACAACCGCUACAUUGUCAUUGACGGCCUGCGGGAGCUCAAGCGCCUCAAGGUGCUGCGGCUCAAGAGCAACCUGAGCAAGCUGCCGCAGGUGGUCACAGACGUGGGCGUGCACCUGCAGAAGCUGUCCAUCAACAACGAGGGCACCAAGCUCAUCGUCCUCAACAGCCUCAAGAAGAUGGUGAACCUGACGGAGCUGGAGCUCAUCCGCUGUGACCUGGAGCGCAUCCCCCACUCCAUCUUCAGCCUCCACAACCUACAGGAGAUCGACCUGAAGGACAACAACCUCAAGACCAUUGAGGAGAUCAUCAGCUUCCAGCACCUGCACCGCCUCACCUGCCUUAAGCUGUGGUACAACCACAUUGCCUACAUCCCCAUCCAGAUCGGCAACCUCACCAACCUCGAGCGCCUCUACCUGAACCGCAACAAGAUUGACAAGAUACCCACGCAGCUCUUCUACUGCCGCAAGCUGCGCUACCUGGACCUCAGCCACAACAACCUGACCUUCCUCCCUGCUGACAUCGGCCUCCUGCAGAACCUCCAGAACCUGGCUGUCACAGCCAAUAGGAUCGAGGCGCUCCCCCCUGAGCUCUUCCAAUGUCGCAAGCUGCGGGCUCUUCACCUGGGCAACAAUGUACUGCAGUCACUGCCCUCGAGAGUGGGCGAGCUGACCAACCUGACACAGAUUGAGCUUCGGGGCAACCGGCUGGAAUGCCUGCCCGUGGAACUGGGCGAGUGCCCGCUGCUCAAGCGCAGUGGCCUGGUGGUGGAGGAGGACUUGUUCAGCACGUUGCCACCCGAGGUGAAAGAACGGCUCUGGAGAGCUGACAAGGAACAGGCCUGAGCACAGCCUGGAGGAGCAGCAAGGACCCUCAGUGCGCCCUCAGGCCAAGGGGCAACCCAGCUCUCCAAGACUGCUGGACAGCCAGCUGGGUCCAGAUAGGCAGAGCCCGUGCCAGGCAUGAACUGAGCCGCGGCAGAAGACCGGGACUGAGGGCUGGUCCCUUUCCUCCCUCUGGGACUCAUACACCCAGGGCAGAUACUUGCUGGAGACCAGAGUCUCUGAGACUAGUUUCGGAGUACAGUAUUUGGACAGUCAGGGUGUUCACCUUGGAGGCCAUCUUUGCCUCAGAGGCUGAGCCAGCAGCAGAGGCCCCAGGACAGUAACCUAGAUCUGGGUGUUCUUUUCCACUCCCAUCUCCUCUGUGCAAGAUAACUUACACAUUCCCAACAAGGUUUGCCUCUGGGAAGUGUCUAAGCCACCUAGCAGUGUUCGCCUUCUUUGGGUGAUGCUGACAGAAUCAUGUGCCCACCCAGACUUGGGCAUGUUUGGGUAAGGUGAGCCAGCUGCAGGACAGUCGCCUUAUUGGCACUGGACUAGCCUCUGGCAGCAAAGCUUGUGGGAGAUCAGGCCUCCAGGUGGAAAGGUCAGGCCUGGGGCUGGCCCCAUCAGUUUUUGAAGCAAUUUUAGACUUUUUUUUUUUUUUUUAAGCUUUGAAAAUGAUGGUUUGGGUAUUAAAAAACAAAAAACAAACAAACAAAAAACUUAAAAAAAAAAAAAAAAAGACACUAAAGGCCAGUGAGUUGAAGUCUCAGGGUGGGUGGUAUUUCCCCUUGAGCAAAGCAGCAAGACAUUGAACGAAAUUUCCUGUCCUUUGGGUGUGGGCCAGGAUGUCUUCCCAGUCUGUCCUGACCUUGGUCCAGAAGUGCUGUUUGUUCUCUUCUCCUGCUGUUUGCUUUUAGAUUUUUUUUUUUUUUUUUUUUUUUGGUGUUUUGUUAAAUUUUUUACUCUCCUCCAUGGGUCUUGGCAGGCACCCUUUUCAUGGCUGUCAGCCAAAAAAAGGAAGGCUCUGGAGCUGCCAAGAAGGGAGGAGACUUGGUCUGGCUAAUCCCCAGAUGAACGGUGCUCCAUCCCCCCAUGCCCUCCCAAUGCCCCUCCAUGCACAGUGUUAAGGAGCCCAGAGCAGCUGCUUCCCCCAGACCCUGCCCUCACGUCAUGUGGGUUUGCUCAGUGCCACCAUGCACCUCUGCUGCUUAUACUGGCUCUGUCACCAUUGGUCCUCCGUGAAGAGCAGAUACUUAGAGGCAGGCUGGGCAUGGAGAGUUCACCACUGGGAGGGCAGGCUCCCCAGUUUUGGGUUCCAGGACAGUUCUGAUACUGGGCACCUGGUUUGCACACAGUACAGCUAGCACUUAGUGGUGGUAAGCCACUCUGCUUUAGCUCAAUCACUAGGAUCCCCACUUCAGAAGGGUCCUCGCCUUAGAUCAAUCACAUGGACACUAAGGCACGUUUUAGCGUCUCUUGUCUUAACCAGUAUGUCUGUCUCCGUCCAUUUGUGUUUUCUGCGCCGUGUCGUUGGAUGUAACCCUUGGAAACACUGCACACUAGCCUCUGACAACCAUGAAGCAGUCCGUUACACAUGGGUCUGACUUGUAGACUCAGUUCAGAUAUCAAAUAAAUCUAUAACACAA
Messenger RNA from Meriones unguiculatus (Mongolian gerbil), 4432 nucleotides. It is a transcript of the gene Lrrc8a, whose product is annotated as leucine rich repeat containing 8 VRAC subunit A. The record is from RefSeq and is a predicted model, not a curated record. NCBI's taxonomy places the organism in Eukaryota, Metazoa, Chordata, Mammalia, Rodentia, Muridae. Gene Ontology annotation, molecular function: protein binding. The coding region runs from base 372 to 2804 and encodes 810 amino acids. The transcript has 4 exons.